AUGGCUGCAUCAAAUUUAACUAUUUAUAAUUUAUCGAAAGAUAGAAAUUCAGCAAAGGUUAUUUAUUCCAAACCACCUGAUUAUGCAGUUCUUUAUCCUAAACCACCUGAUUACACAGUUCAAUCUACAGAACCAGUCAAUUGUUCAACUACUCAUACUCAAAUUCAUCAACCUCAAUCGACGUACAAUAUAAAUUCUUCAUCAUCCUCUAACAACCUCAAUCAAAAUAUAAUUCAGUCAACAAAUGAAAUUAGCAGUUACAAAACUUGGUCUAUUAUAAAUAUUUUCUGUUGUUGCAAUAUAUGUUUUGGUUGCCUCGCUUUAUAUUAUUCAAUUGAGACAAAAUAUUUAAAAAAAGAAGGUCUUAUGCAAGAUGCAUUAAAAACUUCAAUGGUAGCUCGUAAUAUCAAUAUAGUUGCUACAAUGACGGGUGAAGCUGCUCUUGCUAAUUAUAAAUUCGCUCAACAAACAUCUCAUUCUACACUUCCAAUUACUAUUGCAUUUUCUAUUGGAGUUUAUGCAGCAUUAAUGAUUGCCGGGCCUAUUUCAGGUGCACAUAUAAAUCCAGCAGUUACUAUAUCGUUAAUGACGAUUGGAUUAGUGAAACCAUUACAAUGUAUGUUCUAUAUAAUUGGUCAAAUAUUGGGUGCAUUUUUAGGAGCGGCUUUAGUUUAUCUUGUUUAUCUAAAUCAAUUUAAUAAAUUUGAUGGUGGUAUAAGACAAAUGACAGGUCCUAAUGGUACAGCUGAUAUAUUUUUUACAAUGCCUUCUGAUGGUGUACCUCAUUGGAAUACAUUUCUUGAUCAACUUAUAAUUGCUGCUAUUUUAAUGAUUUUUAUAAUGGCACUUACACGAGAUUUUAAUCAUAUGACAUCAGAAGUAACAAAACCAUUUGCAUUUGUAUUAAUCAUAAUAGGAAUAACCUGUGCAUUUUCAAUCAAUGCUGGAGCUGCACUAAAUCCUGCUCGUGAUUUUGGUCCACGUCUUUUCGGAUCAUUUAUAUAUGGUCGAAGUGAUGUAUUUAGUAUAGAUAAUUAUUUCUUUUUUAUACCAAUCAGUGGUCCAAUCCUUGGAGCUAUUGCUGGUGUAUGGAUUCAUCAAGGUUUUACUUAUAUUGUUAAAAACUAUGGAGAUCCUCGUAUUACCGAUCGUGUAGAUUUAGCAGCAAUACGACAGAAACUCUAA
Messenger RNA from Adineta steineri, 1185 nucleotides. NCBI's taxonomy places the organism in Eukaryota, Metazoa, Rotifera, Eurotatoria, Adinetida, Adinetidae. The record is from the annotation of a GenBank genome assembly.